AUGGUGAGCAUGUGCGCAAGCAUGAUGAACAUGCUGCAGCACCCAAACCAAUCAAACCGUCUCAACGUACCCGCGGAAAGAACUCCUGAACCACCACCACAAGCGCUCCCCACCUUGGCUCCUAGUACACCCUUGGCGGACACUAGCACACUCAACAACUUCUUCCGCUAUGCUCAUGUGCAGAUCAACCAAGUGGAAGAAGAUGCCCCUGCCCGUGCGCUCAUCAAAUCGGCAAAUUCCUACGGGCAUUACUUGAGCUUGACCUCUGAUUCUGCGACCUGA
Messenger RNA from Puccinia triticina, 282 nucleotides. RefSeq lists its product as uncharacterized. Lineage: Eukaryota; Fungi; Basidiomycota; Pucciniomycetes; Pucciniales; Pucciniaceae. The transcript has 2 exons. The coding region runs from base 1 to 282 and encodes 93 amino acids. The record is from RefSeq and is a predicted model, not a curated record.